Varanus komodoensis (Komodo dragon) is the source of this 1125-nucleotide messenger RNA. RefSeq names its product galanin receptor 2b-like. Gene Ontology annotation, biological process: G protein-coupled receptor signaling pathway. The record is from RefSeq and is a predicted model, not a curated record. Gene Ontology annotation, cellular component: membrane. Gene Ontology annotation, molecular function: G protein-coupled receptor activity. NCBI's taxonomy places the organism in Eukaryota, Metazoa, Chordata, Lepidosauria, Squamata, Varanidae. Bases 1 to 1125 code for a protein of 374 amino acids. The transcript is spliced from 2 exons.
AUGACCGAACACGAAGACUUUGCCGGCUUGGCUGGGCACUGGAACGCCUCGGACACCUCCCUGUUCAGCCCAGCCAGCAUCAUCGUCCCCGUCGUCUUCUCCCUCAUCUUCCUUCUGGGCACCGUUGGCAACAGCCUGGUGCUGGCCGUGCUGCUGCGGAACGGCCAGAUGGGGCAUAGCAGCACCAACCUGUUCAUCCUCAACCUCAGCCUGGCCGACUUCUUCUUCAUCAUCUUCUGUGUGCCGUUCCAGGCCACCAUCUACUCCCUGGAGGGCUGGGUCUUCGGCUCGCUCAUGUGCAAAGUGGUGCACUUCUUCAUCUACCUCACCAUGUAUGCCAGCAGCUUCACGCUGGCUGCCGUCUCCGUGGACAGGUAUCUGGCCAUCCGCUACCCGCUGCGUUCCCGGGAACUACGGACGCCCUGCAACGCAGUGGUGGCCAUGGCUGUGAUCUGGAGCCUCUCUGUGGUCUUCUCGGGUCCCUACCUGAGCUACUACGACCUGAUCGAAUGGGAGGCCAGCUACAUCUGCGUGCCGGGCUGGGAGGAAUGGAAGCGCAAGGUCAUGGACACCAGCACCUUCGCCUUCGGGUACAUGAUCCCCGUGCUCGUUGUCAGCCUUUCCUACACCCGGACAAUCAAAUACCUGUGGACUGCCGUGGACCCCCUGGAGGACUUGUCGGAGUCCAAGAAGGCCAAGCGCAAGGUGACCAAGAUGAUCAUCAUCGUGACCGCCCUCUUCUGCCUGUGCUGGCUGCCCUACCAUGUGGUCGUGCUGCGCUACCUCUACGGAGACUUCCCUUUCAACCAAACCACCUACGCCUUCCGGCUGCUGUCCCACUGCAUGGCCUAUGCCAACUCCUGCCUCAACCCGAUCGUCUACGCUCUGGUCUCCAAGCACUUCCGCAAGGGCUUCAAGAAGGUCUUCAGCUGCCUGCUGCAGAAGAAGGCCCAGAACAGGGUCCACGCCGCCCACGCCGCCCACACUGUGCCCGGCUUUGAGGUGGGCUCCACGGAGGUGUCUCAGAUGAAUGAGGACAACCAUGAGCAGCUGAACAGGUGUGAGCUGGACCCGAGGUCCCUCACGGUCCCAGCGGGAUCCAGCAGGCCUCCCCACACUUCUUGA